AUGAAAUCAUUUUCUUCCUUUUCUUCUAAUGAUAUAGACUCUGUGCAGAUAAGUGAUGCGGAGCAUCGAGUCUCUGACUUCUGGUGUAUAUCAGAAUUCGAAACAUUAUCAAAUGCCGGAGUAUCGUUAGAAUUUAUUUCGGAGGAAAUAGGAGAUGUAGAACAUUGGCUAUCUAUCUGUUCAGAAAUAUCGGAAUUUGAAGUGUUGUCAUAUAUAUCGGAUGCAGAAGUAUCAUUAGAAUUUUCUGUUUCAGUGAAGAUGGUAUUAACCGAAGAUUGUGAAACAUUAAUGUGGGAACGAGAAAGUUUGAAAUCACAUGAUUUUGAUCGUGAACGGUGUUCACGGUUUUUGAUCACGAUUAAUGGGCAAAGCAUCAAUAUUACUGAAAACAAUGAUUUCAGAUUAAUUGUAUUUUCCGUUCAUGUAAAUGCAAUCUGUGAACAUUAUGGCUCAAAUUGCCCUCAAGAUAGUCCUUGUUGUAAUAAAGGAUGGUGUUCUAAUGAUAUAAAUCUUAAAAUCAAAAAACUUGCAGAUUUUACUGGAGAUCCUAACGAGGCUGAUUGGACUUCAGACUUCACACCAGAUAAUUCGGCAACAGAUGGUAACAAUUUAUUAUUAAAUAUGAAGUUAGAUACAUCUAAGAAAAAUGAAUUUGGAAAUUAUCAAGGGUUUGGCGCUACUGUUAGUUCAACUCGAUGGAUGUUAUACGGAACUGUAACAGCACGUAUUAAAUCCGGUUCCUCAUCUUUGGGUGUUGUCAGCUCGUUUGUCGUCUCAAAUAAUACUGUCUCUACCAUCGGUGACGAAAUUGAUUUGGAAUGGGUAGGUUUAAAUACCAACGAGGUACAAACAAAUUACUACUGGCAUGGGGUAAUAGAUUAUACCAAAGGAGAAAAAAUCCCAGUUGGCGCUGACGCCUCAAAAGAUUUUCACACUUAUACAAUUGAUUGGCAGCCUGAACUACUCAGCUGGUAUGUCGAUGGUAAGCUCGUACGUCAAGUGACAAAGGAAUCAACUUAUGAUCAGGGUGCCAAAGUGUACAAAUAUCCAUCUGAACCAUCCAGAAUUUCAUUCUCCUUAUGGGAUGGUGGUGAAGGAGCUAAAGGUACUGCCGAUUGGGCCGGCACACCAACUGAUUGGAGUGAUCCAAAUAAAAUGUACACAAUGGCGGUUGAUUGGGUCAACAUAACAUGUUUUCAACAAGAUACUAGUUUCACGUGGCCACCACAAGGUUAUGGCCCACAAGGUAAUAGUACUCAAAGUUCCUCAGGUUCGCCUUCCUCCAAUCCUGAAGCUACAGAUUCACCAACUUUCGGAAAUAAUUCUACAUACGACUAUAAUAAUAGUUCAAAGAAAUUAUCCAUUCCAAUUGGUAUAAUUGGUGUUAUAGUUGUCGUUGGAUCAAUAUUUCUCAUUUAG
Messenger RNA from Diversispora eburnea, 1419 nucleotides. NCBI's taxonomy places the organism in Eukaryota, Fungi, Glomeromycota, Glomeromycetes, Diversisporales, Diversisporaceae. The record is from the annotation of a GenBank genome assembly.